AUGAUGAAAAUUGCUUUCAACACACCCACAGAGGUGCAAAAAGAGGAGGCGCAGCAAGACGUGGAGGCCCUUGUAAGCCGCACAGUCCAAGCCCAGAUCCUGACCGGCAAGAGUACCAUCUACCAUGGAGAAAUGUGCUUCUUUGAUUCUGAGGCUCCUACAAAUGCCCUCCAAGGAGGGGAACCCUACUUCCUGCCUGUGAUGGAAGAGGCUGACAUUCGUGAGGAUGACAACAUUGCAAUCAUUGAUGUGCCUGUCCCCAGAUUCUCUGAUAGUGACCCUGCAGCAAUUAUUCAUGACUUCAAAAAGGGCAUGGCUGCUUACCUGGACUUGCUGCUUGGGAACUGCUAUCUGGUGCCUCUGAAUAUCUCCAUUGCUAUGCCUCCAAAGAAUCUGGUGGAGCUCUUUGGCAAACUGGCAAGUGGCAAAUACCUGCUUCACACUUAUGUGGUUCAUGAAGAUCUGGUUGCUGUAGAAGAGAUUCGUGAUGUUAGUAACCUUGGCAUAUUUAUUUACCAACUUUGCAACAAUCGCAAGUCCUUCCGUCUUCGUAGAAGAGACCUGUUGCUGGGUUUCAACAAGCGUGCCAUUGAUAAGUGCUGGAAGAUUAGACACUUCCCCAGUGAAUUUAUUGUUGAGACCAAGAUCUGUCAAGAGUAA
Dama dama (fallow deer) is the source of this 660-nucleotide messenger RNA. RefSeq names its product integral membrane protein 2A (gene ITM2A). The coding region runs from base 1 to 660 and encodes 219 amino acids. The record is from RefSeq and is a predicted model, not a curated record. Lineage: Eukaryota; Metazoa; Chordata; Mammalia; Artiodactyla; Cervidae. Gene Ontology annotation, cellular component: extracellular exosome; plasma membrane; Golgi apparatus. Gene Ontology annotation, molecular function: amyloid-beta binding. Gene Ontology annotation, biological process: negative regulation of amyloid precursor protein biosynthetic process. The transcript has 5 exons.